AUGUCUUUGACCGGGAUUGGGCAUCUAUACAAGGGUGGAAAGAAAGGCGGCAAAGCCCGAGGCGUGGGUGGUUUUCAUGACAUGGACGCAAGGAAGCAGCAUGCCAUUGCCGCGAAAGGUGGUCGUGCGUCAAGGAAAGCGGCUAUAGAUCGCCAUGAGAAUGAACAUGAAGAGUGCAUGGAGAGCAAACAGCGCAGUCAGUCGCAGGAACCCUCAGUCGUUCCCCCAGGGUUUGAAGAGUCGAAAACAUGUGCAUAA
Molecule: messenger RNA, 258 nt
Organism: Penicillium nucicola
Lineage: Eukaryota; Fungi; Ascomycota; Eurotiomycetes; Eurotiales; Aspergillaceae
Exons: 2
Coding region: 1-258 (85 amino acids)
Source: RefSeq, a predicted model, not a curated record